Messenger RNA from Caenorhabditis remanei, 2343 nucleotides. RefSeq lists its product as uncharacterized. The transcript has 11 exons. Gene Ontology annotation, biological process: proteolysis. Gene Ontology annotation, molecular function: zinc ion binding; metallocarboxypeptidase activity. The coding region runs from base 1 to 2343 and encodes 780 amino acids. The record is from RefSeq and is a predicted model, not a curated record. NCBI's taxonomy places the organism in Eukaryota, Metazoa, Nematoda, Chromadorea, Rhabditida, Rhabditidae.
AUGCGAUACCUGUGCAAGUCGAUCCUUCUCGCAGUGCACACGAUAGUGUUGGUGUGCUCUGCGGAGGAGAAGUUCGCUCUGCUCCAUGUCAGUGCACACGAUGCACAAUCACUACAUCUCAUUAAACAACUUCAAUUGAAUGAUUAUAAAUAUGAUCUCGACUUUUGGAAAUCUCCAUCCUCAAUCUCGGACAAAGCGGAUAUAAUGGUGAAACGUGGGAAGGCUGAACGAAUGCUCCGUCAGAUUCUAUCGUUUGCAAAUGUGACUGUGUCGAUGUCGGUUCCCGAUGUGGAAAAACUUAUAAUGCGAAACGAGAGAAGUACAUCCAAAUCUCCACAGAGUUACUUCUCAAAAUGGCUUCACGAUGACCCGAUUCUAGACAGUGAACCCGACCUAGAUCUCUCGCGAGUUGGUACCCUGAAAAAAGCAAAGUACCCAUUCGGAGACUAUGCGUCAUACGCGGAUAUGGUGAAAUACAUGAGAACAAUCGAGUUUUACUAUCCACGAAUCGCGAAAAUCGUUCGAAUCGGUGCGACUCACGAGGGGAAACCGAUUGAGGGAUUGAGGAUCGGAGCCAGGAGUUCACACAAGAAAAGAGCAGUUUGGGUGGAUGGAAAUAUUCAUGCGAGAGAGUGGGCCAGUAGUCAUACGGCUCUGUAUUUUAUUAAUCAGCUCGUCUCAGAAUACGGCAAAGACCCUCUCAUCACCAACUACAUCGACACUCUCGACUUCUACAUCGUCCCCUGUUUGAACCCAGACGGUUACGAGUACACGCGAACCUCUCCGAUUCCCACAGUCCGUCUCUGGCGUAAAAAUCGGUCUCCAGAAGUUUGUCGACCAUCUCUCUGGGGUGGAGAGAAGUGUUGUCAAGGUGUCGAUUUGAAUCGUAACUUCCGAUUCCAUUGGGCUGAAAGGGGUUCCUCCUAUGAGCCGUGCUCCAACAUCUAUCACGGAGAAGAGGUCUUCAGUGAGCCCGAGACGAAGGCUAUCCGGAAUUUUUUGGAUCGACCGGAUAUGAAGGAUAGACUAGACGCAUUUGUUACUUUGCACUCGUAUGCUCAGCUAUGGAUCUAUCCGUAUAGUCACGAAGAGCAGAAUUAUCCAGAAGAUAUUGGAGAGCUCAGAAAGACUGCGAGAAAAGCAAUUAAUCGAUUAUCGAGGGUGUAUGGAACGAAUUAUCGAAUGGGCACCGGUGCGGACACUUUGUCUCCGGCCGCCGGUGGAUCCGACGAUUGGGCGAAAUCAGCGUUGGCUGUCAAAUAUGUCUACCUGAUUGAGCUCCGCCCACAAAUGGAGUUAUCCAACGGCUUCAUUCUCCACAAAAAAGAGUUGAUCCCAACAGCCGUGGAAACAUUCGAAGGAUUCCGAGAAGUCGUUGACGCUGUGUUGACACUUAACAAUUCCACGUCAUCUGCUUCUGGAGCUUCUUCUGGAGCAUCGACGACGCGAAAGACUAUCUCGGAUUUGCAGAUGAGAAAGCAGCAAUACCGCAUGCGACUCCUUGCUUCCCAAGCAGCAACCACCAAAAGUACACAGACCUCUAGGGUGACCACAACGACAGCAAAACGGACGACGACUACUUCAGAAGUUACAAGUGAAGCCACCAAACCAACCCGCCACUUCGACCGCUUCACUGCCGACCCCAAUUCCACCACUCGAGCCCGCCCAACGCCUCCGAUGGCUCCGCCCAUAAUGUCAACGUCCACCCAGAAUUCUGAAUUCUCCACGACGUCAGAGGAUUCUGAAGUCGUGCCGACGUCUUCAAUCGCUUCACAAGCGACGACGAGAUUCGGAUUCUUCACGGCCACAAAACCAUCGGCGUUCCUUGACCCAGAGUGUAGGGAUAUGAGAUACUCUUGCGGCUUCUGGCUGAAAAACAACAAGCAAGUUUGCGAGGAGCAGCAAUCGUUCAUGCGCGCUCAAUGCGCCUAUACCUUAGUCAGCUGGCACCGACAUCAACUCAUCCCAAUUGACAUUGCCAAGUCCCUCCAAAUUGAUGGAUCCCUUCGCUGGCACCGUUCCGAUUGGGGUCUCCACACCGAUAUCAGUCUCGCCGUCGAGUCUUCUGAUGAUCCAGUCGAUGACGCGGAUGUUGUCUCCGAAUCCUGGCCACAAGAAUUUGUUAUUUCCAUCCUUACGGAACCAAUUGACAUGGUAGAUCUUUGGCAUCUUUCUCGAGUCGGUCUUCAGAUCCAACCAGUGUUGAAGGUACUUUCCAAAGUUGUAUCCCAUGAAUGGACGCAUCGCCAUCGGAUCGUGCAUCACUGUCUUUCCGGUGAACUCGGCGGCGGCGGUGGCCUCCGACUUGAGACAAGAACCGGUGAAGACUCCGUGCUCCCAUGA